CAACGUAAAAACUCAACAACACUAAAAUGUAAUUAAUACAAAAUAGAAGAUUACAUCGUUUUAAAUGAUUCUCAAAUAAUAUAAAUGAGAUAUUGCUUUUCCUAUAAUGUAUAGGGACAAUAAUGAAGCACUGAAAAGGAUAAAUGGGAAAUAAAAUAUUUGUUUGAAACUUAAAAUGGAAACGAAUCUUUAUAUGAAACUUUACUUUUGUAUUCAUAAUUUGUAUUUAGUUGCAUAUGGUGUAUGUACUGAUACGGAAAAAAUCAACUGACAAAGGUAACAUACUGUUGACCAAAAAAAAAGAAUAUACUGUUGACCAAAGAAAAAAGAUGAAUAUCAACAAAGUUAUCACAUGGAGGAAAAAAGGUUAUCAGAUUUUUGCUUGCCAAUGUUGUGUAUAUAAUUCAUGCUAUGCUCAACAAGUUAAGAAUAUACUGAGUUAAUAUUUACACAACGUGAGUACGCAUGUGCUUGUAUAUGUCUAUGCAUACUGUUUUGUUUGUUUCUCUUUUAACGAUGCUUGCGAUUUCUCAUAAUUCUAGAAAUUUUUGUUUUCUAAUUAUAUUUUUUAUUUAUAGCGUGUAUGUGCAUAUAUAUAUAUAUUCAUGUGUAGCUUAUAAAUAUCUAAUAUGUAUUGUUUCUUCUUUACAGUUUUGAAGCGUUUAGAUAUUUUGUUCAACGAGAUAAAAUCGUUCGAAUUAAGCAGUAAGUUCAACUUCAAUCACUCAAUAGAAUUUUCUUUUAAGAUUCUAACAACGAAAUUAAUUGGUUGGUUGAAAAUAAUUGAAUAUCAUGUGUUUGGAACAAUUAAUUAAAGGUGCCAUAAGUUUUAGCCAUGAUAACAGUUUAAGAGUUAAAGCAUGCCAAAGAAAGCUGACAUCCAUGAGCGACUAAAUGGUAAAUACACUUACAAAAUCCUGAUGGACUAUGUUUUAUGGAGAUCGCAGGUCACCUUAAUAUUAUAAUCACACCAAAAAACAAUGUCUCUCGUAGAUCAAUUGCUUGGCGAAGGAGCAGUGGCGGAUUUAUGUGUGUGGAAAAACAAGAUAAAAUCAGGCAUCACAUUUGCAAUUGCCACACAUAGCUGGUACCAAUUGGUGAUCAUGGAGACUCGACUUGUACCAUUUCUAUGUUCAAUCUUGUUAGUCCUGAUGCUGCUUCUCUUCAUCUGGGUCAAGUUUGGAGAACCCCUUUUCAUUUGGAGAGCUCCCACUCCUGAAGAAUUCAAACAAAAAGAUUCUCCAGUUAGAGCCUUAUUUUCAGAGAUCGAAGGUCUUCUCUUGAUGCUGUAUGAGAUUGCAUACGAAGAAGACAUGAAAACCUUACUCUGGGCCAUCCUUUUUGUGGCCAUCAUAUACACUCUUGGGAGCUACAUUAGCCUCCUCACAAUUAUAUAUAUAUGUCUUGUCUGCUUGAUGACGAUUCCAGUUUUGUACCUACUAUGUCAAGAGGUUGUUGACAAUUUCAUUGAGGAUGUAUCAGAAGUGAAGAACAAGAUACACGAAAUAUUCAAACCAAGCAGAAGAAGUUGUGCUAGGUCAUGUGAGUGUGCCGUAUACUAAAGCAAACCAUAUAUGCUAUAAUAUCAUUGUUGAGCUUAUUUGAUUGAGAAGGGAUACUUGGACACUGUAUCUUUUAAUUUAGUAUUUAAAAAUUCGUAGAUGAUCAUAGAAAGCCAGUUAAAUCUGAAACUUGCAGUGAUAAUAUUAAGGAAACUAUCUAGACAAUGAACCAACUCAUGAGAAUGUAAAAUCUUUAAUUAUAAACAAAGAAGGACAAUUACUUCUUUGCAGAACCUCCCAAGAACGUAUGUGGAAAAUCCACUUUAACACACAAUAAAAGAAGCUCAUGUUCUGUCUUUUUCUGAAGCACAUAAACAUUGUUACCAUGCAGUAAAGAGGAAAAACAGUUACAUAUUUAAUAAAAAAAUAAUAAUAAUCGACAAUGGAUAGUCUAAACUCUUAGACCACCUCUCCUAAGGGGAGUUUCAAGCAAAAUAAAAAAAAAUGAAAACGGCAAAAAAAGAAAGAACAGGGUCUUAAAUUGGGCUUUCUACGACUGGUAAGGAACCCUUACGUGUCAGUAUCCUAUUCGACCACCCCUUAAUGUCUCUCUCUCCUUCGUCUCGCGAAAUCAGUUUGGCUUCCUCCUCCAUUCUCGAUCAAUCCAUCUCCUCUCUCGAAUCUCAUCCCAUCGUUCUUGGUUAGGCAAAAUCUCGUUCUGAGGGUAUGAUGAAGAUCAGAAGAGAAGAAGGCUUGAAGAGAAAGCAAGGAUCGAGGGAAGGAUGAAACUCAGACAAGAGGCAAGGCUUGCGGUAAUGAAGGUGGAAGAAGAAGAAGAAGCAAGAUCAGACUGCUCGUCUGAGUUUGCUUUUGAUGCAUUACGGAAUCAACACAAACGUCAGAAACGGAUUCACCAUCAUCAAAGCAUCCGUCUUUCAUUCCAGAAAGCAAGAGGUGACACAAAAAGCCGAGUACAUGUGACACAAGAAUCCAAGAGAGGGGGUUGCCAACAUGUGACAUAAGAAGACAGAAGUUGAUGUGCGGGUUUAGAUUCACUGCUUUGCUUGCUUUUCAUAGAUGUCUUUAUUCGUUAUGGUGUCUCUUUUCAGGUUGAGCCAAGACCAAAAGAAGAAACAGAGCACGUGACACAAAAAAAAACAGAACCAUGUAAUCAGUUUUCUCGUGAGUGAUCAGUACCAAAAGUUAAAGAAGAGGACAAGAAGGAACAUAGCCAUUACAUGUGACCAAGCAGAAGCCAUUACGUAUGGGUGUCAAAUGUGUCUCCUUUUAUCUCUAUAAGUAUAAAAAUUUGAGUUUGUAAGUUACAAGCUUAUCAUUUCUCUCCCUAUUGUAUUGUCUUUACCAUUUCCUUAUUAAAGAUCUUGUUACUUCUUGUGUUUCUCUCCCUAUUGUAUUCUCUUACCAUUUCACCGAACACUUUGUUUCUCUUAACAUUUUCCCAUUCAAAA
This is a messenger RNA of Brassica napus (rape), 2971 nucleotides long. Its product is annotated as reticulon-like protein B15. The record is from RefSeq and is a predicted model, not a curated record. Lineage: Eukaryota; Viridiplantae; Streptophyta; Magnoliopsida; Brassicales; Brassicaceae. The coding region runs from base 981 to 1562 and encodes 193 amino acids. The transcript is spliced from 7 exons.